AUGUGCAGAAUAAAACCAAGGGGAACACCAUUUCGAUUGUUACACGGAUAUUAUCCAAGUUUCCAUGAUGGAAUGCUAAGACAUUUAGUAACUGAGGAACAACCAAACGGAUGUACUAAACUGCAAGAAAGGCCAGAGAAACAAUUGAAAAAGAACAAAGAGUAUGGAAGACCAGAUAUGAUGCCAAACACAUUACAACCAAGCCCAAUAUAA
Macrosiphum euphorbiae (potato aphid) is the source of this 213-nucleotide messenger RNA. NCBI's taxonomy places the organism in Eukaryota, Metazoa, Arthropoda, Insecta, Hemiptera, Aphididae. The record is from the annotation of a GenBank genome assembly.